Messenger RNA from Daldinia caldariorum, 4022 nucleotides. Its product is annotated as Dos2-interacting transcription regulator of RNA-Pol-II-domain-containing protein. Bases 270 to 3839 code for a protein of 1189 amino acids. Gene Ontology annotation, cellular component: cytosolic [4Fe-4S] assembly targeting complex. The transcript is spliced from 3 exons. The record is from RefSeq and is a predicted model, not a curated record. Gene Ontology annotation, biological process: iron-sulfur cluster assembly. Lineage: Eukaryota; Fungi; Ascomycota; Sordariomycetes; Xylariales; Hypoxylaceae.
CUCUACUCGGAUCAUCGUGCAGCCGCGGGGCAUUUCGUCAUUCAGAUUUAGGUUAGGUAGCGGGAGGUACAACUUCAAUAUUAAUUAUGUACAUCUUAAGGUACUUUAAUAUUUUAACAUUUUCGACGGCGCAUGAUUAAAUAAUAUUUACCACAUCUUCUAAUAAGGUGACUUAUUUCUUAGGGGUAGUUGUCUAUAAAAAGAACUGCACCUGAAGACGCCCCCCGUUCGACUUUCUCGAAUAACAUUAUCUUGUCCCACUACAAAGAAUGGCGACCGUCAAGUUUGACGAUCUCGCUUUGCAGUAUGUUCUCGCAGAUGAGAAUGAUCAGGAACAAGCAAUAUCAGAGAAAGCGGCAACAGCGAUUCAAGAGUCUACGAACACCAGAAUAGCCGUUGGUCAGUGGGUCGCUUCUAUAAACCGUUGGAUUCAACCAGGUGAUGAUUCGAGCGAUGAUAACCUCAUUACCCGAGCAAAGGCCCUAGACUUUCUAGCUAGCACCCUUGGUAUCCUCAAGAAGAGAGAUGUAUCAUUGACAGCCGACCAAAUUAAACUCUUGGUAACUUUCUUCGGCUCCCUCUUUUCGAGUGACCAUCGAGCUGGAGUUACAGCUUCAGCAAAAGCGUUAAAACACCUGGUUAGCAUGAAGUCAUUCCAACCCAUUCUAGGAGAUGAUAUAAUUGCAAACAUCUGUAAGCUGGGUGAUGAUUUCAAACUACAGGCCCCAGCGACACGCCUGGAGCUUUACGAAUUAUUUCUUGGGCUACUCCAAGAUCCCGCCGUGGCCAAUCAUCUUGAAUACCGCCACGGAAGUACGUGCGGAUUUAUGACCAGCCUUCUAGACCUGUGCAGAAACGAAAGAGAUCCACAGAAUCUAAUCAAGUGGUUUGAGACUCUAAAAAUAUUUCUACAGAAUUUCUCACCCUCGGAAGAUAUUACGUUGGAGGUCUUCAAAACAUUCUCGGCUUAUUUUCCCAUUUCUCUGCGGUCAUCAGCUACACCGUCAGGUAUUACCGCUGACGACCUGAAGAGCGCUGUGCGGUCGUGCUUUGCUGCCCAUUACCGCCUGGCCAAUCAUGCGAUACCGUAUCUCGUUAACAAGCUCGACCAGGGGGACGCGGUGACCGUUACCGUAAAGGUCGACAUCCUACAGACGCUUGACGCAUGUUUAGUCCAAUACGAGCAUCCUAAGCAAAGUGUCGUCCCGUUUGUUGAUCAGAUCUGGAGCUCGCUGAAAUACGAGGUUCGAAACGGGGAGAUCCCUGAUACCAUCAAGGCAACUCUAAAGGUCAUACGAUCCCUUACUGCACGGCUUGACGAGGAUGAGCUUCGAUCGUUCUUAGCAAGCUCUUGGAGAGACCUUGUCGAAGACAUAUCUAGUCCAACCUAUACAGCUCAAGCUGGUAGACUUCUAGUCGCAAUCUCUGGGGCUGGGCCCCAGUCGUUUUCGAGUAUCACCCCCCAAGCCAUUUCUCACAUCCAAUAUACGCUUAAACAUACUCAAUCUACGUCGCAUAAACAGGAGCUAGUGGCAUUACUGAACUCGAUUCUCACCAUACGGUCACACCUAGUUGAUACAUUAAAGGACAACCCCGACACGAAUGGCAGCCCGAAUCUACUAAAUGAUGAACUAUUCGGUGACUCGCUAUUUUCUGAGGUUUAUGCACCUCUAUGGAAGGAAACUUCGGGUGCUCAGGUAAAAGAGCAAGGCGGCGUCUUCAAAAAGACCUUGGAAGGACUUGCCACUCUCGCAGGACAGCGGUCCAGUGACACCGACUCUUCUCGCCAGUUAUGUUCUCGUUCUAUUUGCGAGAAGAUUUUCAAUUGGCUUGCGAGCCCGUCGAUCGUAUAUCCGCUGGAGGGCAAACAGUUCAAUGAAACUAAUAGUGAGGCAAAUCAAGACAUUCGUGAUGCUGCUGUUACAGCGCUCAAGGAAGCUGUUCCUCUGUACCCUCCUGCCUUUCAACUUCUGCUACAACAAUACCUGUCCUCACUCAAGGUAGCGUACCAACAGCAACUCGCUCUACAUGAGCUUCCUCUGGAGAUUAAAUUGGUUGCUGGUACCUUAUGCGAAGUUGGCGCCUCAGGUUCGCUCGAGAAACGGUCAUUAUUAUCAAAUUCCGUCUCUUUGAUCAACACCCUACUGAAAGGUUUAUUAUGGAUGCUUUCGGUACAGGCCCCAAUAAGAUAUUGGACUGCACUCAUAUGUUCCAUCCACUUCUCUAUUAUACAGUCUCUGAGUUCAAGCUCAGAGCAAACACUCAAAUCCUCGCAACCAAGGCCUUAUACCAUUACCAAGGAAUGGCAUAGUCAAUUUGUCCAAAGUAUCGAGAACGCCGGGGCCCCUCGACUUGACUUGAGCAAGUUUGGAAAUCCCGAACUGGUAACCCAGGCGCUUGAGCAACCAGAGAUACAGGAUAUCGACGUCCACAAGAUAUUGUUAUCGUAUUCUCUCUCCAUCGUCGAACAAUUAUACCGUCGUUUUACCACUGUUCAGUACCACAGUGCCGAGAACAACGGAGGCAGUCCCCAAAUAGGACUCAGUAAAGACUUCAAGGAAGGACAUGACUCUAGUGUCGAACAAGAUAUAUGUCUUCACCAACUCGGUCUACUAGCUGCAUCAGUAGUUCGUGCGUUAAACGGGGACGAGCAGAAAGCUCUCAACUUGAGCAAAAAUGCGUUUAUUCUCUUCCAUAACGUGGAUUCGGACAAUGCUGAUGUGUCAAUAAAUUUACCCUCGGAGAAUAUUGGAGUGAGCCCGUUAGACGAAUUCCGUACAGCACCUUUAUCAAUGGGUAUACUUCAAGGCCUCCAUCCUGGCGUGAUGGACGUAGAGUACCAUACCAACGCGAUGAAGAAUAUUUGCACUGUUCUGACCACAUUCCCGUCGCCCUGUUCUGAUACGACAAGGGCUGCCUUAGAUAUUAUUCUUACGAUAUUAUCGAACAAGCUCCGCUUAGAAGACGAAAACUAUAGCAACGCAAAACUGCAAAUCCAACAAAACCUGACCGAUGUCCUAGCCAAAAUCUCGAGUCAGGAUCCGGGAUUUAGUGUUCGCGUCUUCCGCAGCAUUCUUCAUUUCUUAGCCGGAGAUGUGGCACGAUUCCGGAGUACUCCUGAUACACAUAACUCACUGCUCAAAUUGGUGUGCGAAAAGGCCCCAUCGGAACCCACAGUAGGCCGCCAGUUGGCAAGGAACUUUGAAGUCCUCGUCAGUCCUAAGGAGUGCUUGGAGAAAGAAAACCACGCGAUUAUAAAGAGACUGAGCGGCGAGUGGCUGUACUUCAAAGCUGUCCAGCCUUACUUGAAGGACUGCUUCCCCAAUUCGGGUGUGGACGAGACUGUGGCCGUUAAUCGUGCCGUAAUGGUGUUCGCUAUCCUAAAGCACCUCCAGUACGAGCAAUACGCCAGUGACAUUGAGCAGAUCGUACGUAUCGGUAUCCGGUCUCUAUCAACUUUUAAUACGGGGCUAGAAAUGGAGUCUUGCCUUCAUGUUUUGCUCCAGGUUCUUGAGAAGGGGCCGAACGCGCUCAAAGAGCAUCUCGCUGGCCUGAUCUCAGGGAUGGUCACGGUUUACGAGACGGCCAGAAAGGAGCCCAAAACUACAGGGCCUAAAGAAGAUGCUACGGGGGCCAGAACCAAAUCAAAGGAACGAGUUCUGUGCCGAAAGUUCGCGUUGGAAUUCUUCCAGAAACUACCGAACUCGUACGAGUCUCAGUAUCUUGUGCCUUAUCGCCAGCAACUGCUACGUCCCCUUUCAGCAGCCUGUGGCGACUCGGUUAGGGAGAUUCGACGGAUAGCACUGGGGGCAAGGAAGGCUUGGGAAGAGCUUGCUUGAAGACUCACUACUGGAACUUAAUGUGACCUAGCUAGAUAGUCGGCCGAGAUAGUACUACACGUAGUUACUCUAGUUCAGAUAAGAGGUUGAGUCCUCUAGAAGGGUUCCAACUACUAUCAGCCUGUAAGCUAGGAACUGAAUAUACCUAUGCGAAUGGUCUUGCAACGCUGCAUUCAAGCACGU